Messenger RNA from Trematomus bernacchii (emerald rockcod), 5003 nucleotides. It is a transcript of the gene pla2g4ab, whose product is annotated as phospholipase A2, group IVAb (cytosolic, calcium-dependent). Gene Ontology annotation, cellular component: Golgi apparatus; cytosol; nucleus. Gene Ontology annotation, molecular function: calcium ion binding; calcium-dependent phospholipid binding. The transcript is spliced from 19 exons. Gene Ontology annotation, biological process: glycerophospholipid catabolic process. The record is from RefSeq and is a predicted model, not a curated record. NCBI's taxonomy places the organism in Eukaryota, Metazoa, Chordata, Actinopteri, Perciformes, Nototheniidae. The coding region runs from base 726 to 2972 and encodes 748 amino acids.
UUGGGGGAGCAGGGAGUGUCAGUGCCAGCAACUGCUGCUGGGGGUUUAACCAUCGUCUCCGUGAGCAGUUGACUUUACGCAACUCAGGACAAGGAAACUAAAAACUCAGUACUGCCAAAACAUACAGAGCAUUUAUACUGCAUUAAAUCAAUUGGCAAAAGCCUAUUUUACUCGCUAAAUACGUCAGAUUAUGGUGAACAGUUCCAUGUAGAUGCCAACAGUCAAGAAUUUUUUAUUAGUCUUUAUUUUAUUUCCUUUUUUUGUUUCUUUUUUUUUUUAGAUUGAUACGUUUAACUAUCAUCUCUUUUGUCUUACAUUAUCUGAGGCAAUCCUAUUAUCUAACUUUGCAUGUAGCAACUUCUCCUCUCAGAUUUGACCCACCUGGCUAAUAAGAAACAGGGAAAACCUGUUUAUGGUUGCCUAAUAAAUCUUGUAUGAAGCCUACAAUUCUGAUAAUGAAUAUACAGUAAUGACUUCCUCUGUAAUAUUUCCUUGGUAAAUGCACAGUGAUUCCCCUCAGUGUGGGUUUUUUUAUUUUGUUUUUUAAUCCUCCAACCUUCACAUGUAUUUCUGCAGGUCUCCUUUGAAAAAGAGAUCUAUGAUCUAAAUGGGACCAAUCUGGUUAAAUAAAGUUUCCAAAUGCUUCAGUUUCUUGACUGAGAUGUUCUCCUGAGUUCCCAUCUUGACAAAGGCUUUCCUGAAGAUUACUUACCUGACAACACACAAUGGCUUCCAAUAUAAUUGUGGAGCAGCAGUUUUCUCACAAAUUCACAGUGACGGUGGUUCGAGCAGAGAGCGUCACAAAGGGAGCACUGGGUGACCUGUUGGACACCCCAGAUCCAUAUGUGGAGCUGUUCAUCUCAACAGCCCCGGAGAGCAGAAAAAAGACCAAGCAUAUAGACAACAACAUCAACCCAAAAUGGAACGAGACCUUUCAGUUCAUAUUAGACCCAAACCAGAACAACGUCCUGGAGUUAACAUUAAUGGAUGCCAAUUAUGUGAUGGAUGAGACACUUGGGACCGCGACCUAUGACAUCACCAAGCUCAAAGUAGGCCAGAAAAAGAUGGAGUCGUUCCUCAUUGGCAAAGCAACCAAAGUAUACUUAGAGAUGUUGCUGGAGAUCUGUACUAAACUGGAUCUGCGGUUCAGCCAUGCCCUGUGUGACAAGGAGAAGCAGUUCAGACAGACCCGCAGAGAGAGGGUGAUGCUGGGCAUCAAGAAGCUGCUGGACAUGGAGAAGCCUCGAUUCCUCCCUAGCUCUCCAGAGGAGGUUCCAGUUAUAGCCAUUGCGGGCUCAGGAGGCGGUUUCCGUGCCAUGGUUGGCUUCUCAGGUGUGAUGAAAGCCCUGUUUGAGUCUGGGGUCCUGGAUUGUGCCACAUAUGUUGCCGGCCUUUCCGGAUCCACAUGGUACAUGUCCACUAUCUACUCCCACCCAGAGUUUCCAAAUAAGGGCCCGAAGGAUAUAAACCCAGAGCUGAUGAAUAGAGUCAGCAGUAACCCGCUGAAGCUGUUGCUGCCCCAACACAUCACCAACUACAUCCAGGCCUUGUGGGCUAAAAAGGCCUUCGGGCAGCCUGUUACCUUCACUGAUAUCUUCGGUAUGCUCAUAGGAGAGACGCUCAUACCUGCGAGGAUGGACAUCAAACUGAGUAGCAUCCAGGAGAAAAUAAACCAGGCCCAGUGUCCUCUUCCUCUCUUCACAUGUCUGCAUGUCAAGCCAGAUGUUUCUGAGCUCAUGUUUGCAGACUGGGUGGAGUUCAGCCCGUAUGAAAUUGGGAUGGCAAAGUACGGCACCUUCAUGACCCCUGACUUGUUUGGAAGCAAGUUCUUCAUGGGAACCGCUAUAAAGAGAUACGAGGAGAACCCUAUUCAUUUUCUAAUGGGUGUGUGGGGCAGCGCCUUCUCCAUCCUGUUCAACAGAGUGCUGGGAGUCAAAAACACAGUUGGAGGAAGCACCAUGGAGGAGGAAUUAGAGCAGAUCAAACCCCAGCACAUUGUCGGAGAAGACAGUCUGGACAAUGACGACGAGCCGCGUAAAGCUGGCACAGAGAACCAAGAGGCAGAAGAUGAGUACCACCGCACCGCUCAGGCUAGCUGGGCUCAUCGAAUGUUCACGUCGUUGUUCAGUGAAUCGUCCUUAUUCAACACAAGAGAGGGCCGGGCUGGGAAGGUGCAUAACUUCAUGCUGGGCCUGAACCUGAACACCAGCACCCCCUUCUCUCCGGGCAACGAGGUCCCCAGCCAAGCCCCCCCACCUGAGGAGGAGGUGGAUGCUGUCACAGACCCAGAUGAGUUUGAUCGUAUUUACGAGCCUCUGGAUGUGAAGAGCAAGAAGAUCCAUAUAGUGGAUAGCGGCCUCACCUACAACCUCCCCUACCCUCUCAUCCUGCGGCCGGAGCGCGGCGUCAACCUCAUCAUCUCCUUUGACUUUUCUGCACGACCCAGCGACUCCAGCCCCCCAUUCAAGGAGAUCCUUUUGGCAGAAAAGUGGGCUCGGAUGAACAAGCUUCCAUUCCCCAAGAUCGACCCCAAAGUCUUUGACCGCGAGGGCCUGAAGGAAUGCUACGUCUUCAAACCAAAAAAAGGAGAAAAGAACUGCCCGACUGUCAUCCACUUUGUCUUGGUCAACAUCAACUUCAGGACAUUUAAGGCACCUGGUGUACCCAGAGAGACUGAAAAGGAGAAGGACUUGGCUGACUUUGACAUCUUUGACGACCCAGAGUCACCAUUCUCCACUUUUAACUUCCAGUACUCCAACGAGGCCUUCACCCGACUCCACGACCUCAUGGAGUUCAACACUCUAAACAACCUGGAGGUGAUCAAGGAAGCCAUCAAGGACUGCAUCGUGUCCAGGAAGGAGGAUCCCUCGUGCACCACCCUUCCCUUCUCCCUCAGUGCAAUCCCCAAAAAGAAGUUUCUCAAAAGAGCUUCUCUGGCAGAACCCUUUGACUUCCUGGGGAAUAAAAACUAGUAAUCUGAUCCAAGACUUCAGAUACAGCAGACUUUUUUUUAUUGUAGAUUCAGUCUUAAAGUAAAGCAUUUUCUUUUUGGAAAAGUCUAUCAAGUUGAUCUCUUUUUGCAUAUUUUCAAUCCUCCAUUUUUCAUAAAGAACCUUAAAGUUUAUACAAGCCCUAUGAUUGCAUUCAUAUACAACACAAUGAGAAUAUUUUUCUAGCUAUGUUCGCCUGUUGGAGUUUAUUGAUCAGAGACAGCUGAUCUCCGUUUCUACCUGCUGGUUAUAAAAAAUACUUGACACUGAGAAACUAUGCUAUAUCUUACAGUAGUUUUUCAUUUGGGAAACAAAUCUCAGUUAUAUAUUUUCAUUUACUUCAUGUGAAUGUUGUACUCCAGUUGCAACAAGCCCAUUCCAUGUGGACACCUUUUGUUCUUGCUUCCGAGAGCAAAUCAUAUUUUCCAUCAUUCCUUUUACUUUUUAUGCAGUGAGCUGUGUCUAAAUUAUGCUUGGAGCUGUGUGAAUGCACUGUGCGAAGCCUCACCUGUUACUGUUUUUCAGCUGUAACUGUUUUUCAGCUGAACUCUUUCCAUAUUGACUACCAAACAUGCAAGUCAUUAGGGUUUUUUUUUUGUUCACCCAGCAGCUCGUCUUAACAUGUAAUCCUUUUUGAAAACAUAGAAGAGUAGCUGGUAACCAUUGGUUUUGUUUAAUGGCAACUCCUAAGCACGCUAAAUGCACCCCCUCUGGAUACAUCAAACAUCUCAAUGAUGCUUACCCGCCUACUGGGAGUGUCUCAUAUUAAAGCCACCAUUUUGGAAAAAACAAACUUGAAGCCAUAGAAACGGCCACGCUUCUUCUCUCCCUCACCCUUUCUCUAUAUCUCUAGGUGUGGUUAUUUUCCUGAUCAUGUUGUUUCAGCUAUAGUUUUUUUCACGGACCAUUUCCAAUCAACCCAUCCGGUGCAGGACUCUCUGAAUGCUGAAUAAGUGGAGCUUAUGUGAGGGUGGGUGGGGGUGGAAAAGGUGGCUCUCCGCGGCCCUCAGUGGAAUUUAACACACUACACCUACACCUGCAGCAGUGGAGGUCUGGAAUCUGACACACUACACCUAUACCUGCAGGGGCCCAAAGGCUGCACACAGAGCAGUGGAAUUGUACACCUAGCACUUUCUAACACAAUAUGCUCAUGUUUCAGCCCUGCUGGUUUGGAGGAUACUGAGAAAACAAUAAGAAAGUGUUUUACAUUCUGUCUGCAGCGAUUCAUGACCCCUGAAACAUGUGUUGGUUUUUUGAGCAGAGAGUUUGUGUCCAUUUCUGCAAGUUCAUGUUUCUGCAGUGAAGUCAUUAUACUUGGGGAAUUGUUUUUUUGUUUAUUUGAAACUACUCUAUUUGUCCGUUACAUAUAGAGGGCCAAAGACAUGACAACAAGGGCUGGCUUUUGUUAAGCUAUUGAAACUGAUUCUGAACCUAAAGGCUGGCGUGCGUUUUAGAGCGCAUACAUACAAACAUGGCUGAAGUAAAAAGAAAAUAAGAAGAACAAAGGGAGAAGGCCUAGCUAGGAAGGCUAGUUCUCUCCCCUUGUUUUCAGCCUGAAGGCUAAGCUAAGCUAAGCUAACCAUAUGUUAGUUCUGGCCUUAAAUGUAAAACACAGAUAUAAAAGUGCUACUGAUCAUGCUAUCUAUGUACAUUCGCAAAAAAAAGAAGCACAUUCCCCAAAUGUUGAAAGUGUUUAGACUCAAAGCAACAAAACAAGCAUUUUAUCUGUUCAAAACUCCGUGAGCUAUGUUUCACUAUUAUUUGUAGAAUCAUUUUAGAAAGCAUACACAAACUGUAACCCUUUAAUUUUUCUAAUAUAUUUUUGUCAUAUUACAUUUUUAUGUUCUUUGGACAAUGUUUACAAAAUGUGCAAGAUGCUAAAUGGUCAACUUGACAAGAUGCGUAGACAAUUACUCCUGUGAUCUUUAACUGUUAAAACUGGCAAAGCAAAACAUACAUAAUGUUUAUGUGUAUUGUAAAAAAAGGACAAUAAUAAAAGACAAUUGCAUCUUG